Molecule: messenger RNA, 1821 nt
Organism: Eucalyptus grandis
Lineage: Eukaryota; Viridiplantae; Streptophyta; Magnoliopsida; Myrtales; Myrtaceae
Product: probable protein phosphatase 2C 63
Exons: 4
Coding region: 270-1424 (384 amino acids)
Biological process (GO): protein dephosphorylation
Molecular function (GO): protein serine/threonine phosphatase activity; cation binding
Source: RefSeq, a predicted model, not a curated record
CGCACGUUCCCCCAAAGGACAACAAAGAAAACCCCGCCUUGAUUCGCGAUCACACUCAUCCAUCCUCCUCCUUCCCCCCGCUUUCACAAAGCCAGGAACCAGCCCCGACCCUCCUCCCCUCCGCCCAUAAAAAUCCCUUCUUUAUCCAUCCCACGCCGACCCAGAACGAGAAACGGGAGGGACGGCAGGAGAGAGAAAGAGGGUGUGUGGGGCUGUAGCGGCGGCGGCGGCGGCGGUGGUGGCCGCGGUGGUCGUUGUUGCGGUGUACGAUGAUGCUGAGAUCGUGCUACCGGCCGCUGGAGCGGUGCCUGGGGAGGCUCGGCGGCGGGAGCAGUGGAGACGGCCUCCUGUGGCACACGGAGUUGAAGCCGCACGCCUCCGGGGACUACUCCAUCGCCGUCGUCCAGGCCAAUUCGAACUUGGAAGACCAGGGCCAGGUCUACGCUUCUCCGUCCGUUACCUACGUCGGGGUCUACGACGGGCAUGGCGGACCCGAGGCUUCCAGAUUCGUCAACAAGAAUCUUUUCCCUUAUAUUCGCAAAUUCGCUAGAGAGCAAGGUGGAUUAUCGUCAGAAACAAUCAAGAAAGCCUUCGACGCUACUGAAGAGGAAUUUUUGCAUUUUGUGAGGACAUCAUUUCCUGCACGGCCACAGAUCGCUUCAGUUGGAUCAUGCUGUUUGGUUGGGGUUAUUUUGAGUGACCUUCUAUAUGUGGCCAAUCUGGGGGACUCUAGAGCCGUACUUGGCAGGAGAGCUAUAGAGGGAGGGAACAAGCCAGUGGCAGCAGAGCGAUUGUCCACAGAUCAUAAUGUUGCUGUUGAGGAGGUGAGGAAGGAGGUUGAGGCGCUUCAUCCUGAUGAUUCACAUAUUGUGGUGUACACACGUGGAGUUUGGAGGAUCAAGGGCAUUAUACAGGUCUCAAGAUCUAUUGGGGAUAUGUAUUUGAAGAAACCAGAAUUGAACAGGGACCCGCUAUUUCAGCAAUUUGCAAGCCCUAUUCCCUUGAAACGGCCAGUAAUGACAGCAGAACCUUCCAUCAUAAAAAGGAAACUUAAGCGAGAGGAUCUGUUCCUUAUAUUUGCAUCAGAUGGCCUCUGGGAACAGUUAAGCGAUGAAGCAGCCGUGGAAAUUGUCUUCAAGAGCCCUAGAGCUGGGAUAGCCAAGCGACUAGUGAGAGCAGCCCUUCACGAGGCUGCGAAAAAGAGAGAGAUGAGGUACGAUGACAUCACAAAGAUUGAGAAAGGAAUAAGACGGCAUUUCCACGACGAUAUCACUGUGAUUGUGGUUUAUCUCGAUCACUAUAAAUUGCCUCUCAGUACAUUAAACCACGGCGUGAUGAGCUGUACGAGCGCACCAGCCGACAUUUUCUCCCUCACUGCAGAUGAAGCAGAAGGGGAUCUCCUCCAUGCAAUGUCCGAGGCAUAGAGUUACCCCGGCAAAUGCUCGAAGGUUGACGACUGACUUUUUGUUUAUUGAUGUUUAUGUCAAUAAGUUUUGCUUGCGACACAGGAAAAGAAAUACUGAAGCCCGGGAACUUAAAUUGAUGAGAAAAAUCGCAAAGAUCUGGUGUAUAUAGUUCUCUUUUUGGUGUUUUUCCUUUUUCCCAUUUGAGGAGCAAAGCUGCUUUUGGUUUUUGGAGUGAAGUUCCGACCAGCUUGGUCUUUUUGGACAUUCUGUGGUUCUUUAAGAUAGAUUCAUUUUGGGGGGGCGCCAGAUAUGACGGUGACAGUGGAGCAUCAUUUUUGUUCGAUACUUAGCAACCCUUUUUGGGAAUAUGUUGUUCUUAAUUAUUGAAUUGGAUGUGAUUCGGUCACUGCUUGUC